Molecule: messenger RNA, 972 nt
Organism: Ogataea polymorpha
Lineage: Eukaryota; Fungi; Ascomycota; Pichiomycetes; Pichiales; Pichiaceae
Exons: 1
Biological process (GO): phosphatidylinositol dephosphorylation
Cellular component (GO): intracellular membrane-bounded organelle
Molecular function (GO): phosphatidylinositol-3,5-bisphosphate 5-phosphatase activity
Source: RefSeq, a predicted model, not a curated record
AUGUCAAGCGAGCGAAUAAACGAGGGAGAAACCAUUCUCGAUUCCUCUGUCCCGCCCCAAUUGGAUGUACCUGAGAGGCAGGAUGAUAUUUCGAAUACAAGCUUGCCUCCGGUGACAACAAAGCCCCGCAAAUUUACGCUUACUAAAUAUACUAUCUACGUCACCACGCAAAGAAUGUACAUAGUUGGCAGCAAUGGCCGCGAAACAGUGUUCAGGAUCAUGGAAAUCGACCUCACCUCUGGAGAUAAGCUGAUCAUCAUGGAAGACAAUGUGUACUUUACCACAAACGAAAUUAUGGACGUUCUCAACGGACUGGAAGAGAGCAGCGAGGGAGGUCUCAGCAAAAAAAUUACCGCUGUGGGACUCUUGGGGUUUAUAAGAUUCACAAAGCACUAUUACCUGUGUGUGGUGACAAAAAGACGGCCAGUGGCCAUACUUGGAGGAUACUAUCUGUACCACAUUGAUGCUACCGAGCUAAUUCCCGUUGCCAGCAACCCUAAACGGCCAGAUCGAAACUCCGAAGAAGCACGCUACAUAUCUACGUUUCAGAAUAUUGACCUUGGAAAGACGUUCUACUACAGCUACAAUUACGAUCUUACCAACACGCUGCAGGUCAAUUUUUUGAAGAACAAAAGACAGUCCCUAGGUCUGAACAAACAGGACCUUGCCAAAACAUUUGAGUACCACGAUCGCUUUGUGUGGAACUCUUUUUUGCUGAAGCCUGUUUUCAAAACCUUUGACCGUGUGUACGACUGGUUUCAGCCGAUCAUUCACGGUUUUAUUGACCAGGUGAAUAUUUCGAUUUUUGACGUUCAAGUAUAUGUCACCCUUAUAGCUCGCAGAUCGCACCAUUUUGCAGGAGCCAGGUUUUUCAAAAGAGGAGUGAACGACCGUGGAGAUGUGGCCAAUGAAGUGGAGACGGAGCAGAUUGUGAGCGACAUGCUCACUACUUCUUUCCAUGAUCCGGAGGGU